This is a messenger RNA of Patella vulgata (common limpet), 10007 nucleotides long. Its product is annotated as serine/threonine-protein kinase 38-like. Gene Ontology annotation, biological process: intracellular signal transduction; peptidyl-serine phosphorylation. Bases 173 to 1558 code for a protein of 461 amino acids. The record is from RefSeq and is a predicted model, not a curated record. The transcript has 14 exons. Gene Ontology annotation, molecular function: ATP binding; protein serine/threonine kinase activity. Lineage: Eukaryota; Metazoa; Mollusca; Gastropoda; Patellidae.
UUGGCUUCCGGUUGGAGGUAAACAGUUUUGCUCAGUUUCCAUUUGCUGUGUGACAAAAUAUCGGAUGAUUUUUUAGUGCGGCGAAAUAAAUUAAUGUGGAAAUUACCGACCAACCGCUGAAAUUUGGAGGAUUAAGAAUAAACUCCUGAAGGGCCGGGGUCGCCGCUCCAAGAUGGCCACAGUAGGAGAAACUGCACCGAUCAGUAAUCAUACAAUUGACCGCUCCACAAAGGCCAAGGUUACAUUAGAAAAUUAUUUUUCAAAUCUUGAAGCACAUCAUGCUGAAAGAGAAAAUAGGUAUAGACUAUUAGAACAGUCUAUGGAAGAAGAAGGUCUUUCAACUGAACAAAAAGAGGAAAGAAGACAACAGCAUGCUACCAAAGAAACAGAAUUUUUACGAUUAAAACGAUCUCGACUUGGUGUAGAUGAUUUCUCACCACUAAAAGUCAUUGGAAGAGGCGCAUUCGGCGAGGUGCGUCUAGUCCAGAAGAAAGAUACCGGCCAUGUUUAUGCAAUGAAAAUAUUACGCAAAAUGGAUAUGUUAGAAAAAGAUCAGGUUGCCCACGUACGAGCUGAACGUGAUAUAUUAGUAGAAGCAGAUCAUCAGUGGGUAGUUAAGAUGUAUUAUUCUUUUCAAGAUGCACAGAAUCUUUAUCUUAUCAUGGAAUUUCUUCCUGGUGGUGAUAUGAUGACUUUGCUAAUGAAGAAAGACACAUUAACAGAGGAACAAACUCAAUUCUACAUCUCGGAGACAGCACUAGCCAUAGAAUCUAUACAUAAACUCAACUUUAUUCAUCGUGAUAUUAAACCAGAUAACCUUUUAUUAGACUCUAGAGGACAUAUCAAAUUGUCAGAUUUUGGAUUAUGUACAGGAAUGAAAAAAUCCCACAGAACAGAAUUUUAUAAAGAUUUAUCUCAGGCCAAACCCGGUGACUUCUCCUCCGGUAAUCCCAUGGAUUCUAAACGAAAAGCAGAAAGUUGGAAACGUAAUAGACGAGCAUUGGCAUAUUCUACAGUUGGUACUCCUGAUUAUAUAGCACCAGAAGUGUUCAUGCAGACUGGUUAUAACAGCUCCUGUGAUUGGUGGUCGCUAGGUGUCAUUAUGUAUGAAAUGAUGAUUGGUUACCCUCCAUUUUGUUCUGAAAAUCCUCAGGAAACUUAUCGUAAAGUAAUCAAUUGGCGAGAUACUCUGGUCUUUCCACCUGAUGUUCCUAUAUCUAAUGAAGCUAAAGAAGUCAUACAAAGGUUUUGCUGUGAUGGUGAAAAUAGAUUAGGUGCUGGAGGUUUAGUUGAGAUAAAAUCUCAUCCAUUCUUUCAACCAGUUGAUUGGGAUCAUAUCAGGGAGCGUCCAGCAGCAAUACCAGUUGAUGUAAAGGGAAUAGACGAUACGUCAAAUUUUGAUGAUUUUCCAGAAAUAGAUUUAAAACUAACCUCUCCACCCAAAGAAGAAGAUAUACCGGACUCUAAAUAUAAGGACUGGGUGUUUAUAAAUUAUACAUAUAAACGGUUUGAGGGUUUGACACAGAGAGGUUCUCGAUCACCACUUAACAAGAGCUAGAGAUAUAUAAAAAAUAUAUAACUUAUAUGUGAUAUAAAAUGUUUUAUUGCAAGACCUAUAUAAAAAAAAAAAUUAAUUCUUUGUUUAAUGCUUAUAUUUACAGACACUUAAACUUAUUGUAGGUUAUGUUUUCUGAGAGGAAAUAAAUGUUUUGUUGCUUAAUUGAUUAAAGAUCAGAUCGAUAGGAAAUGUGCCAAAAUUCUUGUAUUUGGAAAAGUUGACAGCCAUAAAGAUAUAACUAUAUUUAAAUUAAAGGAGCUAGAUCUCUAUUCUUUGGAACCAAAAAUGAACGAAAAUUGGUUAAAGAGCAUAUAUUAAUGUAAUAUGAGUGUAUAUAAAUAGUAAGAUAAUAACAUCAGUAUUGAUUGGUAGGAACCAAUAAUUCGAGUUUGUAAUUGUAAGAAAACAAUAUCGAUUGGAUUAAACCAAUAAUUCGAGUUUGUAAUGUUGAAGACUCUGGACAAUGAAUUAGAGCUUUACACCCUUGAACACAAGGUACAAUUGUAUGGAAACACAAUUUCUGAGUUUAUUACCAUGUGACGUUUCAACAAGGAAACUCUCGCCUUUAUCAAGCAAACGAUCUUACGUUAAUAUGUUCAAUUACUAAAUACCUAUCGAAGAAGUUAUAUGUAGUUCGGCUGUAAUGUUGACUCUUCUAGUGAGGGCCCUCAAUAAAAACAGUGCUCUAAUGAUUUAAAGUGUCUAUUAAUAAGCUUUUUAGAGAUAUAGAUAAAAUGCUUUAUUACAAUCCAAUUAAAAUACAGAUCUACAUUUCGUUUCGUUUCGUUUUUUAUUUCGAUGGCCUACGCUACAUGAAAGUCUGACCGAUUGUAGCGAUAGGUCAUGUCAAAGGUCAUGCGUGCGGCUUUUGACCCUAUGAUGUCAGACAUAUGAUUAACCAAUCAGCAUUGAUGUUAUUAGUGGAUUACCCACAGUUCCGUGCAAAACAUGCCUAAAGCUCGCCAUAACAGACUGUUUCAUUGGCUAAUCCCCCAUAUCAUCCAGAACAUGUUAGUGAUAACAACACUUCCAGAUCCUAGUGUAGGAAAAACAAGUAAAAUGAAAUUUUGAACUAUAAAAACGAAACGAAAUAGAGUCUGUGUUUUAAUAAGAUUGUGCUUUAUUAGUGUCUAAUAUACAAUAUAUAUUGUUGAACUUAGGUGUAAUUAAAUUACAAGAGUUGUUAAUUUAGAUUUAUUUUUUUGCGUUAAACAAAGAAUUUAUUGUACGGUCUUGGUUAUUGUCCCAAAUCAUAUCGAAAGUUUGCUUCUUUAUUUUUGUCAGAAGUUAGCUUCAGGAUGAAAGGGAAUUCUUUCAUCUUAUUGCAAUCUUCAAGUAAUAUUGUAUCCAUAAUUAUUAUUCCCAUUGUCAUUGUUUUUUUUUCUUUUUGUUAAUUUUGAGAAAAGAUUUUCAUCAUCUGAGAAAAUGUGAAGAUCUAAUGAAAUUAGAUUAAAUGUUUUGUUGGUUAAUUAUAUAUUAUUUUUUUUCCGUGUGUAGAAAGAUUUAAUUUGCACACCUAAUAUUGUUAUUAUGGCUUCCACACAUUAGAAUUAGGCAGUGAAAUAGCUGGCAAAUUUGUGGAAUGCCAAUUAGAUUCAUUUGUAUGGAUUGUCACAUCUACCAAAAUGUUAAAUAUUGUUAUAAAAGAAUUUGAUUUUUUGUUGUGGAUGGUUGACCACACAAGUAGAUCUAAGUGGUUUUCUUUCUCACAGAAAUGUCUUGUAUUAAUAUUUUGUUCAGUUAGAAUUUUAAAAAUAUCCACUCAACAUGCAGUUCCAAAUUAUUUUUCACUAUGGUUAUUUAAUUCUAAACUUGAUACUUGAUUUGUAAGUCUUUAAAACACUGCACUAAGUAAAAUAAAUGUAACUCUAAAAUUCGCUUUAAUUGUCUUAGGAAAGUGAUGAGAUGUUUUGUAUCACAUAGUUAAUUUUGCAGUGAAGUCUAGGCCCUUAGAUCUUGAAACUUUAGCAGAUUUACAUAGAUUUUUUCGAAUCUAUGAAUGAAUGUAAUUUGAAUUAUUUCUUAGUAGCAUGUAAGUCUUAGACGGUUUCUUGAUCUUUGGGCCAUAAUGAAAUAUAAUAAUGGCUUUAACACUACAAGCACCAAUAGAUCUGAACAAAUGAUAAAAUCUUGAAAUGAUAUUCAAACUCCUGAUUUUAAAAUUCUUAACUGCAUUUACUUUAAAACCCUGCACGGAAAUGUUAAAACUAGAUUUUCUGCGAUUUCACUACUGUGUUAAACCAUCCAGCAAGCAAGCUAUACUAAAAGCUGGGGCCUGUUUCACGAAAUCUUAACUAAAGAUAAAAUCCAAAUUUUAGUAGAUACUUCAAUUUUGAUUGGGUAAGCACUAAAAUCAAUCUAAUAUUAUCCAAUCAAAUUACUAAAAUUUGGAUUUUAUCUUAGUUAAAAUUUCGUGAAACAGGCCACUGAACUAUUAAAAUGCAUUAAAGGGAGAUAAUUUUAUUUUCUCUGAUUUUUGUCCCCAAAAUUAGUAUUUUCACACAAAAAAUAGUUUGUUCCUAGUUAGUCUCAAGUAAACUUGUGUGGCAUUAAAAACAAAACAACAUGGGGUAUUGAUAUUUAGAUAUUGGGAUAUAUUAACAUCAUCAAAUAUAUUCUCAUUAAAUUCAUGACAUUUCAUAACUAAAUAAAAAACAUUUAUAAAAACAAUAUUCUAUAUCACCAUAUCUCAUUAUACAACAUCUCUCUUUGUAUAACAAUUUGUUUUAUUUGUAAAAUCAUUUAAUAUGUAUUUAUAUCAUUAUAUUAAUAAACAAAAAUUCCCUCUUUGUGUAAUGUGGAGUUAGCUCCCUUGGCUGGGUAUAAUCAACUCUGGUUAUUUUUCGAUGAAAUUGAAGUAAAAUUAAACCAUGCUUUAUUUUUAAUAAAUAAAAAUGUGGAUUAACAACAUUUUAUUUUUAAAAGGAUCCAUUGAGGCAGAGCUUGCGCUAUAAAUUAUAUUUAUUCCAUGCAUAUUCUAUCAUUUGGGGUAUACCAGAAACUUCUCUGUCCUCUGUCCGGCCUUAAUCUGAACUUCUUCAGGAUUGCCAUGAGCACAAUCUUUUCGGUUUAAAUUCAAUCACUAAAGAACAAUCUGAGUUUAAAUCGACAUUACACAAUGAGGGGAACCCCCAUUUUAGGACAGCAUGUUUCUGUAGAAUUACCUUUAUUUAUUUUUUGUUUUGUUUUUAGUUUGUGUUGAUUUUUUUUUAACCUUAUGUCUCCAUAUUUAUUUAAUUUUGAUGAAAAGAAAAUAAUAAUGAUGAUAAUUUAGGAAACUAGAAGUUAUUUGCUAUCUUUAUUUAUUUGUAUCUUUAAUAUUAAUAUUGACAUUCCAAAUGGUGGCAGUGCUAGAAAUAAAUUUUAAAAGAAAAGGAAUAUGAUGUGGACAAAUUAAUCGAAAGUUUGGUUUUUAUUUGGAUAAUUAAUGUAUUACCUCAUUGAAAUAACCCUGUGAUCAACCAGACGUUACUUCAUCUGUUUCGAGUGAUCGAAAUAUGAUUGAAAAUCUCGAAUAAUUUCUAUCUCCAUUGCAUAUAAGUAAGGGGUGUUAGAAAAACUUUACAAGACAAACAAAAUAUCUGAAUGUUUAUUUAUAAUAAUGAUGUUGACUCGUUUCAGAAUCAGGGAGUGUAUUCACAAAAACUUGAACUAAAAUAUGUUGAGAAUUCAACCCUUUCAUUGGUCAAGAGGUAAAAUUUGUAUUGGGAUCUGAACUCUCAACCAAUGAAAUGCCUGUAUCCAUAAAAUAUAUUACUUAAGUUUUGUGAUUUAGGCCUCACCAAUUUGAAUUUCUGUUCUUCAGGCAAAAAUUAGUUGUCCUUCUCAAAAGUUUUUAGUACAAAAUAUUUAAGUGUUAAAAGUUUAACAAAACGGGGGGGGGGGGGGAUGGCCGAAUGGUAAGUAUGUUGUAUCAUAAAGUCUGUCAUUGGGUUACCUGCCGUGGUUUCGAUUCCACGGUUGUAUGUGACAACCUCGUGGGUUUUCCCCCAUGUCCUACGGUUUCCUCCCACUGCUAAAAAACCCUACGCGCAAGCGAAUUAUUGAUAUAAAAUUGAACCAUAUGUUAGUCUCGAAAUAACCUAGUUUAUGUCGAGUGGAAGAUAAAUCCCAUUUCUUUCUCUCUCUCUUUGAUCUAAACCCUGAAGAACUAAGAUUAAAUUGGUUUUACCAUAGGGCCCUGAUUCGUAGAAGAUAGAAAUUACAUACUAAAUACUAAAGGGAACAUCUUAUUAAGGUAUUUUGAAUGUCACUGAGUGUAAGAUUACAGUGAGUUAAACUUGUUAGUAAAUAUUUUUUAAAAAUUGAUAUUCAUCUAUUCCCUGGGUUACAAAAUUUUUGACAAAAUAUUACAAAGUCUCACCUGACAACGAAAAAAGAAAAUAGUCUGUAUUAUUCCUAAAUAGUUGAAUAAAUGAUUGACAUUUAAAAUCAAUAUUUGACAGGUGAGAAAAGAUGUCAGCUAUGAAGUUAAUUUUUGCUAUGUCUAAAACAAAUUUUAGGUUAGAGAUCAGUUUUAGCCAUGUCUGUGAAAAUUUCAAGACCCAUGUUCUAGACUGAAUAUCAAUCGUAUGAAUACCGUCAGGGAACUUAUUCACCAGAACUUAAAAUAGUUUUAAGAAUGCAGCCAAUCUCAUUAAAAUACAGAUCUUUAUUUCGUUUUGUUUUUUUUAUAUUUUCGAUGGCCUCCAUUACAUAAUAUCAGAUCAGUUUGACCCUAUAAGGUCAGUCAUUUGAUUAACCAAUCAGCUUCAGUGUUUCAAGUGGGUAUUUGGAAAUACAACUUUUGCUUUGUAUCGCUGCGAAUGUCAUCCCACAGUUAAGCGUGCCAGUCGAUAAGAACUCUACAUCUACCAGAACGCAGGUUAUUUAAUUAACUAAUCUUCCUGAUCCUAGUGUAUUGAAGACAAGUAAAACAAAAUUUUGAACUAUAAAAAAAAUGAAACGAAAUAGGGUCUGUGUUUUAGUCAGAUUGAGAAUGCAGCCUUUUUAUUUGCCAAGAGCAUAAAAUUGUUGUUAUGAUUUUCGUGCUCAGCGACGAAUAAAACAUCAGUAUUCUUAAAUUGUUUUUAUAGUUUUCGUGCCACCUGGAUAAUUAUAGAUAAUUAAUUUAUGUAUGCUGUUGACUUGGCGCUUGGUGUCAUGGUUAUAACUUGGUUGUGUUUGCAUGCCUUAAAUAUAUAUAUAUAUAUAAUAUUCUCCAUCGGCAGGAUAGACGUAAAUAUUCUAUUUUUAGUCAGGUUCGAUAUUUUUACAUGGCUUUAAGUGUAACCCGUAUGUAAUGUACAUUUCAACAAAUUGUUUAAAAAGAUGUCAAUAUUUGCAUUUUGCCUUAUGUACGAAAUGUGUAAAAUUGCAUGUAAAUGGAAGCUGAUGUGCUAUUUUGACGUUGAAUAUAUUUCUAUGAAAUACCAAGAACUGUAGAAAAAAGUACAAAUAACAUGAUUAAUCAGUUAUUAUAGUUAUAAUUUGAUGAAUCAGUUAUUACAGUUAUAAUUUGAUGAAUCAGUUAUUACAGUUAUUAUUUGAAACAAUAUUUUAUUAAUAAACUAUAACACAUACAAGAACAAUUACUAAUUCAUUUAAGUGGAUAUAAGACGCUGGCUCGCUAGUCUGGAGAUCGCGGGUUCGCUCCCGGUGUUACCCGAGAAAGUUCAUCAGGAUUUUCUAGCAUUGUUUCCCCUUGUCACUGGUGCAGGACAGAGGGCCUGACAAGGAUAACUCUCUAGUCAUUCAGGAUAUGAAAAACUGAGGGCCCAUGUACACAUUGGCGUGCACGUAAAAUAUUCCUUGGCAGUUGGAAUUUGAUAUAAGAGUAGGCUGUAGUGCCGCUGUCAGGGCAAAAUUUCAUUAGCCCAGUCUGAGCAGAACAGUAGGACGUUAAAGCCGAUUUCAUUUCAGUAAUUUAUUUAUGUGAUGUUUUGAAGAGUAUUGUUUGAAACCAUUGAGAUAAUACUCUUCACAAUGUCAUCUAAAUAACUUAGUAAUUGUUCUUCCAUAAGUAUGUGUUAUAAUUUCUUGCUCUAUUCAGUUACUAACUGCCUCUAAAAGAUUUUCUAUUAUAUUAUUAUUUUACGAAUUAUGGUUGAUUCUUCAAUUUUAAGAAUUCCCCGAUAUUUCACAAUAUACAGACUAUUUCUUUUCGAAAAUUAUUAUUAAUAAAUCUGAUCAGAAGAAAUAAAACACAGAUAGGUGUGAAUCCAGUUGGUUGUUUUGACAUAAAAAGAUUUUAUAAAGGUGUCGGCUCAUUUCUAUGUAGUUGAAUCAUUUAAACCAAGGUUUCCCAACCUUUUUCGUUCAGUUCACCUCUGGCAACUUUUCUAAAGUAAAUUACCUGCACUCUGUUCAGUAAUUUGGGAUGACACUUCUGCCAUAGUAAAACAACUUAAAGAUAGAAAGUUUUGAAAUAUUCAUUUUAACAUUAUUUUAAAUUAAAGUAAUAACAACACAUAACGAUGUUAUUUCACUUAUUCAUGAAUAAAUAUUGAGGAAUAUAAACAUCCAUAGGUGAAUUAUAAUAUUUAAAACCGAAAAAUUUACUCCCUGUGAAGGUAAGAUUUACCUGAGUUUGGAAAUCCUUGUUUUUAAAACUCUUGAUAAUGUUUAAACAGUUAACAUGAGAACUUACCUUAAAUGUUUGAUUAAAUGAUAAUUGAUGUUUAGAAUUAUGGCCUUUAAUGUCAUUUUAAAAACCCUGCGUUUGUCUGUAAUAUCAUCUAACUUAAAUCAUGGGACUGGGCUUAAUUUAAAUUAUUGAAGUGUUCAUCAUGUGCAACUAAUUUUUGUAACAUUUUUAAUUAGGUAUUAUUUUCUUGUCCACAUUGACAUACAUACAUGUAUGUAAUAUGUAUAUUAAUAUUUAACAUGUAUGUUUUACAUUUUGCACUUUUAAUGACAUCAGUGGUCUAGUACCACAAUAUAUGAGUUAUUUCCCUUUUUGCAAGUUCAAGUUGAGUAUGAGUUAAUCUCAUUUUCAGAAAAGGUGAAUAGGCUAUAGUAUUUUUCUAAAGAAAAACAACCAAAGUGACCCGAGAUGUGGAUUGAUGUAGACUAAUAGACAUUUGGCAAUAAUGUUGAAAAGAGGUAUUCCAAAGUGCACAAUAAAAGCCCCAUGAUCUGUUGACCAGGAUGGAACAAAUAACCCAUGAUGUUCACGAUUCACAGACUUGAAUUUUUUUAGUAAAUGUAAAAGGUCUCAAAAAAAAAAAGGUUAUUGAUCAAAUCGUCUCAAAUUUGGUGUGCGGGCAUUUCUAGUCACUCUUAACAAGUCUCUACAAUCAUGGGAAGUACUAAGUGUUUGAAAGCGCACUAGCACCAUUUAUCCCAGUUUCUCAACAAGAUAGUCUUAAAAUGAUCCCACAGAAGGGGAAGUAACUCUGUAAGGACCAAACAGAAGGGGAAAUAACUCUGUAUUAGAACAUCAUUUAAUAUCAUCAUACUAUCCACCACGUGAUGAAUGUGAGCACAUUUUUGUUAAAUUUUUAAAAUUUUUGUGGGUUGACGUGGACCCUAUCUCUAGCAGAGUUUGGUCCAUUUUCGUUACAUCUAUUUCUUUCUUUUCGAUGGUAUUUUUUAGACCAAUAUUUCUGUAUAUUAUUGUCAGUUGUCAUAUUUUAACAUCUCUUUGGUGCCUUGUACAUUGUAUGCUUUAAAAUUUACUGUUUUUGAGAUGACAGGAUAUAUGGAUAUGCAUAAAUUACUUGACACAGCCGAAGAGGCACAAUUAGACCACAUCAGAGGCGGACUGACCAUACGGGCAAUGCUCGGUGGGCUGGGUCCACCAGGUAAUAUAUGACCCACUAGAUACAAAUAGUGCCGAAAAAACAAUUAAUAAAUAUUGGGACAGCCUCGUUUUAAUCCCUUGUCUUCUAUUAGACCACACAUUGAAUUCUUGGACAGUAUUAGACAUUUACAUUUAGUAAAUCCACAAUAAUCCCCAGUCUGCUGCUGGACUACACAUUGAGUUCUUGGACGGUAUUAAACAUUUACACUUAGUAAUUCCACAAUAAUCCCAGUCUGUUACUGGACUACACAUUGAGUUCUUGGACGGUAUUAAACAUUUAUACUUAGUAAUUCCACAAUAAUCCCCAGUCUGUUACUGGACUACACAUUGAGUUCUUGGACGGUUUACACUUUUUACACUUUGUAAUUCCACAACCUAAUUGUUUCAAACAAAACCUGUCAUCUUGUAAAAAGAAAGCUAAGUAUCCAAAAGGCAUCAAAAUAAAGGCAUGUUGAUCAAUAUAUAGUCUCUAUCUACCAGUGAAAAAUAUGGGUCUACUAUUUUUUUUCUCUUAUUAUUAAGGUUUUGAUCAUGUGAUAGUAAUAUUUAAAGAAAAAAAGAUAUUGUACCAUAUAAAGACAUUUAUAACCCAGUGAGUGAUAGCUAUUGGAUGUAUAUAAUUCUACAAAAACAACAUAUAACAAAUAAAAAGUGUAAAUACUUAUA